Molecule: messenger RNA, 1380 nt
Organism: Bactrocera neohumeralis
Lineage: Eukaryota; Metazoa; Arthropoda; Insecta; Diptera; Tephritidae
Exons: 2
Coding region: 1-1380 (459 amino acids)
Source: RefSeq, a predicted model, not a curated record
AUGACUGUAGUACAAAGUUAUGCUCCAACGAAUGUAGCAGAAGUGGAAGUUAAGGAAGCCUUUUAUAGUUGCCUCACAAAAGUAAUGAGUGAAAUCAAUAAGGGUGACAUAGUCAUCUUAAUGGGUGAUAUGAAUGCCCAAGUUGGUCAUCACAAUAAGGGGUUAGAGGCGACGAUGGGCCGACACGGGUUAGGCAUAAAGACUGAGAAUGGCGAGAUGUUCACCGAAAUUUGCGCAAAUUUUAAUCUUGUGAUAGGUGAAACACUAUUCAACCAUAAACGUGUCCACAAAAUAACUUGGACAUCUCCAGAUCGAAUGACUGAAAAUCAGAUUGAUCACAUAGCAAUAAGUCGUAAAUGGCGCGGUUCCCUUAUGGACAAACGUGGAGCUGAUAUUGACCAUCAUCUCCUAAUUGCGUCAGUCAGACUCGAAGUUGCGGCAGUUAGCGACUUGAAAAAGAAGAUACAGAAAAAAUUUCACGUAGAGAAGCUGAAAGAUGCAUCCACCUGCGCAAGGUUUAUCGAAUCGCUAAAUGCAUCUGGCGAAACAGAAUACACUCUAACUAGCGACUGGAAAAGUAUAAAACAAACUUUCCUAAAAGCAGCGGAAUAUUGUAUUGGAUUCAAAGCAUAUAAACGAAAAUCCUGGAUCUCAGACUCCACAUGGAGGUUAAUAAACGAACGUAGAGAAAUAAAAAAUCAAUUAAAUUCCGCUAAGACGAGAUCCGCCAAGGCGGCACCACAGCACACCUACAGCAAAACCGACAAGCUGAUAAAGAAAAGCGCGAGAACGGAUAAACGAAUCUGGAGUGACAAUUUAGCUAGAAAAGCGCAGGAAGCCGCGGAAACGUACCGCACUCGUGACCUGUAUCAAACGAUACGGCAACUGACAAACGCAACAUUCAAAACCACCAAACCGCUAAAAGAUGAAGAUGGCAAACUGACAACGGCCAAAGAUAAGCAGACUACCAACUGGGAGCGUUAUUAUGAAAAAUUGCUCUCACCAACUUCGUCGGAAGCUAUUCAGUCAUGCGGUUGCCAACGUUACAUACCAAGACGUGACAUUCACACCUCGUACCCGAAUGAGACGGAGAUAAUGACAGCUAUCAGAGCAUUAAAGAACAACAAAACUCCUGGGCCGGAUAACAUCAACCCAGAACUCCUAAAAGCUGAUCCUCAGACGACUGCGCGGAUACUGUUUCCUCUACUCAAAGAUAUUUGGGCCUCAGAAAAGAUACCAGACGAGUUGAAAGAAGGUGUUAUUACUCUUCUUCCGAAGAAGGGAAAUUUAUCGGAAUCCAUAACCAAAGUGAUCAACGGUUGCAGCAGCAACAACGGCUCAGAUACACAGAGCAGUAACUCUGGUCCACGUGGCGUAUGA